UUGAAUCAACUCUGAUGAAGUGAAGCCUCUGAAGACUAACAAACUCUAAAGGUCACAUUAGUGGUAUUAAUGCUCAAUCACUACAGAUAGGAACACUACGUAUAACUAAUAUACUGCCGCGGUUUUUCACUCUCUCGCUCGGUUUUUUCUCUCUCUCGCACAGGACCCUCCGAUACUCAAUCAAUUUCCCUUCUCACCAUCGAAGAACUCUCUCACAGAACCCUCCGUAACCGUAACCGAAGCUGGGUAACCAUCGAAGAACUCAAUCAAUUAUUCAAAGGUAUUCUCGUUCUUUUUCAAUUCCAGUUCAUUGAUAAAUCUCAUGCCUUUGAUCAAUUUGUUGUAUCGUUUGGGGAUUAGGGUUUAUAAUCUUUGAAAUAUUUGUAGUGAUUUUUAAAAACUUUUUCUGUUUCAAUAAAUUAAACCCUAAAUCACACUAUAUAUUUUUAACCAAAGCUACACCAGUUGCUUUCUUUGUGAUUGAAUUUGGGUUGCUUUAAAUUUGAUUAAUUUUCUGCCAAUUUUUUUAGUUGUGAGAAAGAAGAGAACCGUUCUCUAUAACCAGCACAACAACAUUUUCAAUCGAUUGUUGAGUUGUGAGAAAGAAGAGAACCAUGGGGAGAAGGAAACCCAGGGUAUUUUUCAAAAAUAUCCCCAUAGACUUUCCCACAGAGCGUCAAUCAAAUAUGCCCAUAGACCUUCCAAUAGAGCUUCAAUCAAAUAUCUUUGAUAGGUUGUGUGCGAAGGAUCAAUCAAAAGCUAUGUGUGUCUCACACUCAUGGCGCGAUUUCAUCCUAUAUUCAAUAUUACCGAAGGACGAAUCACAGCAAUCUUCCGUGAGCUUGUUUCCAAUUAAAUGUCUAGAUCUGAAAUUGCAACAACUCUUCCAUUGGUGUUCUCGAGUAAUGUGUUGCAGAGUCGGACCUAACAAACUUAUUGACUCAUGCAACGGAUUACUCUUGUUUUAUCACAACUAUGGUCGGGCUCAGAACCUCACUCAUGGUGUUUAUCACUACUAUGUGAUGAACCAUGUCACAAAACAAUGCGUGGCUGUUUCAAAGCCAAAUGGACAAAUUUCUAGAGCGUAUUCUUAUGCUACUCUAGUAUAUGAUCCUACAAAGUCUAGGUUUUUUCAAAUUGUGAAUUUUCAGGGACAUCGUCAUGUCAAUGUUUUCUCCUCUAAAAACGGCAUUUGGACUACACAGACUCUUAUUUUGCCUAAAUAUAUUAUUGCGUCUAGUUGGACCAAAAAAUCUGUUUACUUCAAUGGAUCACUGUACCGACUCUCUCGCUCAGGACAUUUGGUGAAAAUUAAAGUUGAUAUUCAAGAGAAUGUUUUAGAACAAACUGAGGCAAUAACACUCCCUCAGGAUUGUCUUUCUUUUAACUGCCAAUGGGAAUUAAGUGUCAAAGGUAACAAGUUGCUUUUUGUCAUGUCUAAAGGUUUGAAUUUUGUAGUUUACGAACUCGUUGAAUGUGUUUCAAGUGGUGUUACAUCCUGCUCAUGGUGCACUAGUCAUAGAAUCCAAGAUGAUGGUUCUAAGUGGUAUUAUCUUAAUAAAUUGUUCAAGCUCUUGUCCUUUCACCCUUACGAUGAUGUGGCAUUUUUCAAGGGCUAUAAUCACCUCUUUUAUUACAUCUUUAUUGGUAAUAAUACCAUCACAGAUCUUCAGCAGGUUCCAUCUUGUGAAAUUCUUUAUGACUAUUUUGAGUUUUGUGGGAUCCCUUUGGUUGAAUGCUACUCCCCUUUCGCUUGCCGCUUAAAUGAAGAGCAUCCAAGAGUUUUUCAACGGCCACCCAUUCCAACAGUGAUUAGGGUGAUUUCUGGAUAAGCUAAAAAUUGAAGAUUAGGGUGAAGGUUUUUAUAUAUAAUUGAAAUUU
Medicago truncatula (barrel medic) is the source of this 1881-nucleotide messenger RNA. RefSeq lists its product as uncharacterized. Bases 615 to 1832 code for a protein of 405 amino acids. The transcript is spliced from 2 exons. Lineage: Eukaryota; Viridiplantae; Streptophyta; Magnoliopsida; Fabales; Fabaceae. Gene Ontology annotation, molecular function: protein binding. The record is from RefSeq and is a predicted model, not a curated record.